Messenger RNA from Cuscuta campestris, 1103 nucleotides. NCBI's taxonomy places the organism in Eukaryota, Viridiplantae, Streptophyta, Magnoliopsida, Solanales, Convolvulaceae. The record is from the annotation of a GenBank genome assembly.
AAUAGAGAAUGGAGACUAACUAAAAUACAACAUCUACCACAAAUAAGAUUAGGAAGCUGACUAAUAAUGAAACACUACCAAAUACUACCACAAGUAAUACUAUUAUUAUUGUCUAACAUCCCCCCUCAAGCUGAACUCUGGCUGAAGCAAGAGGAAGCUUGGACACUAGCUCGAAACUGGAAACUUUGAAAGGAGAGAAAUUUGACGUGCGCCGGUGGCUGCUGACGUCGUUGGAGAAGAGAGAAGUCUGACGUGCUCCAGGGGCUGCUGACGUUGUUGGAGAAGAGAGAAUUCUGACAUGCACUUGCAAGAAGAUGAAGCGAGAUAAAGCCCAGCAGAAAGAGGAAAAUGGUCAGACUUCUGGGAAGAAAAAGGAGAAAGACACAGAAGCCAUUGCAAAUGUAGAUGAUUUAUUCUUUGUGUGCGAUGACAUUAACUUUGAUGUUCCUUUUCAGGAUUGCACCUGGAUUAUUGAUUUAGGUGCCUCAUGUCAUCCCACGCCUCAUCAGAAGUUCUUUUCAUCUUACACUAGCGAUGAUUUUGGCUCUGUAAAGAUGGGAAAGGGUGACAAAUCAUCUAAGAUUAUUGGGAUGAACACUGUUUUUUUGAAGACUAACACUAGUUGCAGGUUGAGCCUCAAAGAUGCCAGACAUGUUCCAGAGUUUCAGUUCAACCUCAUUUCAGCUGGAGGACUUGAUGAGGAUGGUUAUGCUAGCCGCCUUGGUGAAGGAAAGUGGAAGCUCACCAAAGGUUCUUUGAUCGUAGCCCGAGGUAAGAAAGAGAACAUGAUUUACGUGAUGCAAGCAAAGAUGUGCAGAGGAGAUCGGAAUAUUGUUCCCUCCACGGAGGCAUCGACCAAGAGGCUGGGUCACAUGCUUAAGAGUUGUCAGAUCGAGUAUCCUCCCUGAAGGUGAUAUUCCUUUUCCUACCAUUCAAUCAGAUCAUGGGGGAGAAGAUGGAGAACAAUGUUGUGGUGAUUAUCUUGCUCGUGAUGGUGAUGUACUUGUAUUCAUUUAUUUUAGAGUUGGAGUGGAAUUAAAAAAUAAAAUUAUAUUUUAAAAAACGGAAUCAAAAGUGUUAUGAAAGAAAAUUUGACAUGACUA